AUGUCCAACAGCAGCUCCAUCAGGCACUUCCUCCUGCUGGCAUUGGCAGACAUGCGGCAGCUGCAGCUCCUGCACUUCUGCCUCUUGCUGGGCAUCUCCCUGGCUGCCCUCCUGGGCAACGGCCUCAUCAUCACCGCCGUAGCCUGCGGCCACCACUUGCACACGCCCAUGUUCUUCUUGCUGCUCAACCUGGCUCUCGCUGACCUGGGCUGCAUCUGCACCACUGUCCCCAAAGCCAUGCACAAUUCCCUCUGGGACACCAGGGACAUCUCUUAUACAGGAUGUGCUGCACAGCUCUUUUUCUUUGUGUUCUUCAUUGGAACAGAGUUUUCUCUCCUGACUGUCAUGUGCUACGACCGCUAUGUGUCCAUCUGCAAACCCCUGCACUACAGGACCCUCCUAGGCAGCAGAGCUUGUGCCCACAUGGCAGCAGCUGCCUGGGCCAGUGGCUUUCUCACUGCUCUCAUGCACACAGCCAGUACAUUUUCCCUGCCCCUGUGCCAUGGUAAUGCCCUAGGCCAGUUCUUCUGUGAAAUCCCACAGAUCCUCAAGCUCUCCUGCUUCAAUUUGUACCUCAGAGAACUUGGAUUUCUAGUGUUUUCCAUCUCCUUAGGACUGGGAUGUUCUGUGCUCAUUGUAUUUUCCUAUGUGCAGAUCUUCAAGGCUGUGCUGAGGAUCCCCUCUGAGCAGGGAUGGCACAAAGCCUUUUCCACCUGCCUCCCUCACCUGGCCGUGGUCUCCCUGUUCCUCAGCACUAUCAUAUUUUCCUAUCUGAAGCCCCCAUCCAUGUCCUCCCCAUCCCUCAAUCUGGUUCUUUCAGUUUCGUACUCGGUGGUGCCUCCAGCCCUGAACCCCCUCAUCUACAGCCUGAGGAACCAGGAGCUCAAGGCUGCAGUUUGGAGAUUGAUGACUGCAUGCUUUCAGGGACAGAGGAUCCUUGUGCUCAAGGAGUUCUCAGCAGACGGCCUGCACCCCGAGAGGAGUCUGGGCCUUCCCUUGGGUGGCAUUCAGUGUGCAAACCCGCACAGUGCUGCCAAAAUGAUCGGGCAGGUCUGUGCCUCGGUUUGCACGGUCUUUUCUCUUGUCUAUUCUGGCUACUACCUGACCCAGCUGACUCCAGCAUCAGCUAAAAAGGGGACAUCUCUAUACUGGGUGGCGGGUGCAGAGUAUUUGCCGUGCAACCUGCAGCGGUUGCCUUCCCUCCCCGAGAGAGUGCACGGCAGCGGAGGCUCAACAGCAGGGUCAGCAGCUCCUCUGCCUGGCUCUGUCAUUGAGGAAGAGGCUGAAGAGGAGCAAAGGAACAUCAAGCCUCCAGCUGCUGUCCCUCCACAGCCUGAAUGUGCAGAGCCACUCAACACAGGCUCUGCAAUUCAACCUGGUGCCACCGGAGCAGCGUGGCCUGCAGCAGCUAGCUCGCCCCCGCUGCUGGUAGCAUUGAGCCCUGCCUGGCCCAGGAGACAGCAGAGAUGCAUCCCUGUGCACAGUAGGAUCCAGGAGCCAGCAAGUAGCACCGGCACGAGUCUUGUGGCGCUGGAAGAAAACCCCGGAGCGUUUCCCUGUGGCUGUGGCACGGAGGAGAGAGCGCAGCUGGAGAGAUGCUUCCGCUGGUCCCUGUGA
Molecule: messenger RNA, 1617 nt
Organism: Melozone crissalis (California towhee)
Lineage: Eukaryota; Metazoa; Chordata; Aves; Passeriformes; Passerellidae
Product: olfactory receptor 14J1-like
Exons: 7
Coding region: 1-1617 (538 amino acids)
Biological process (GO): G protein-coupled receptor signaling pathway
Cellular component (GO): membrane
Molecular function (GO): olfactory receptor activity; G protein-coupled receptor activity
Source: RefSeq, a predicted model, not a curated record